Molecule: messenger RNA, 1871 nt
Organism: Abrus precatorius (Indian licorice)
Lineage: Eukaryota; Viridiplantae; Streptophyta; Magnoliopsida; Fabales; Fabaceae
Product: pectin acetylesterase 12-like
Exons: 12
Coding region: 102-1370 (422 amino acids)
Biological process (GO): cell wall organization
Cellular component (GO): plant-type cell wall
Molecular function (GO): pectin acetylesterase activity
Source: RefSeq, a predicted model, not a curated record
AACAUCUUAGAUUCGAAAAGUAAUAAAAAGCCCGGCAAACACUGUUACCUCUCCAUCUCCUUCAUUUGUUGUUUCUUUCAGAGUCAGAAGUGAGAAGAGCCAUGCCAAUGUCCAACCUCUUCUUGAUUCCCAUUGUUACAACACUUGUUUUCAGCUGCUGGGUUCAUGCCUCUGCUGGUGCUCCCUAUCAACGUCACCGCAUCAAUGAGACGCACUUUUCUUUGUUGGAGCCUUAUGAAGCUUCCUCAUCCCUCAUUGGGAGGCCUCCUCUCAUGGUUGGAUUCACCCUUAUUCAAACUGCGGCUGCUAAAGGAGCUGUUUGCUUAGAUGGAACAUUGCCUGGUUAUCAUUUGCAUCGGGGAUAUGGAUCAGGAGCAAAUAGCUGGAUCGUUAAUUUAGAGGGAGGUGGGUGGUGUAAUAACGUUAGAACAUGUGUUUUUCGGAAGAAAACACGGCGUGGAUCAUCAACAUUCAUGGAAAAAGAGAUACCUUUUACCGGAAUACUAAGCAAUAAAGCUGAAGAUAAUCCAGAUUUUUUCAACUGGAACAGAGUAAAAAUUCGUUAUUGUGAUGGUGCCUCUUUCACUGGGGAUGGUGAAGAUAAGGUUGCACAACUGCAAUUUAGAGGACAACGUAUUUGGUUGGCUGCAAUGGAAGAUUUGAUGUCAAAGGGAAUGCGUUUUGCCAACCAGGCUCUUCUUUCUGGAUGCUCUGCGGGUGGUCUGGCUACUAUUAUACAUUGUGAUGAAUUUCGAGGUCUAUUCCCACAAACUACCAAAGUGAAAUGUCUCAGUGAUGCUGGGUUAUUUCUUGAUGCGAUUGAUGUGUCUAGAGGGCAUACCCUUAGGAAUUUUUUCAGUGGUGUUGUAAACCUGCAGGGAGUGCAGAGGAAUCUGCCUCACGUUUGUACUAAUCACCUUGAUCCCACUUCGUGCUUCUUCCCUCAAAACUUGAUUGCCGGUAUUAGAACCCCUCUAUUCAUUCUUAACACUGCCUAUGAUUCAUGGCAGAUACAAUCAAGCUUAGCUCCUCCAACAGCAGAUCCACAUGGCUAUUGGCAUGAUUGUAGAUUAAAUCAUGCUAAAUGUACUACUUCACAAAUUCAAUUUUUACAAGGAUUCAGGAAUCAAAUGCUGAAUGCUAUUAGAGGCUUCUCAAGAUCAAAUCAGAAUGGAUUGUUCAUAAAUUCAUGUUUUGCUCACUGCCAAUCCGAGAGGCAGGAUACAUGGUUUGCUGAUAAUUCUCCUGUCAUUGGGAAGAAGGCAAUUGCUCUGGCUGUUGGAGAUUGGUAUUUCGACCGAGCUGCAGUUAAGGCCGUUGAUUGUCCUUACCCUUGUGAUAAUUCAUGCCACCAUCUUGUAUUCAGAUGAGCCAAAUUUCAUUAAUCGUCACCAUUUCAAUCAUCUCAUUCAUUUGGGGCCUAUUCCCAUAUGCAAUUAGCAAAAAAAUGCUAUUCAAUUCAUAAAAAUGCUGGUAAUACAUUUUUUUUAACACAUUUUAUUAUUAGGUGAAAGUCAUGUGGGAUUCACUCCUUAUUUGGUGAGACUUGUAUGAAAUUCAUCUAAUGAUAAAAAGUGUUAAAAAAAUAAGUUAAAAAAAGCGAGCAUUUUUAAUUAUCAAAGACAAUAACAGAAAAUGGUUGCUUGAAGUGCAAAUUUAAUAAGCCUUUUCCAUGAUUUAGUAAUUGGUGGAAGUGUAGAUUACCUAGUUGGGAAUGUUGAGGCAAGUGGUUAUAGUUUUUAGAAAGAUUGGGAGUUAAUAGACAAUUAGAAUUUAUGUACUGUAAUAGGGUAAGCAUUGACAAUGAGUGAAUGAGAUAAUCUCAAUCUCAUAUUUCGGUUUCAGAUGGAAUAAAAAGUUGGUCAUUAUUU